CGGCAUCUCACCCAGACCCAUAUAAAGGCCGUGUGCUGGAAACUGUAACACAGUUCGUUAGACAGACAGACUGACCGCUUGUGGCCGUAAAUAUGUACAAGUUUACGAUUUUGGUGUUAGCUUUAAUUGCCGUCGCGGCGGCCAAGCCAGGUUACGGGAGCGGCGGCGGCGGUAGCCAAAGCGGAUUUGGACAGGGCGGACAUGGCAGCCACGGUAGUCAUGGCGGAUUUGGCGGCCAAGGUAGCCAAGAAGGAUUUGGCGGAGAAGAUGGUGAAGAAUGGGAAGGAGAAGGUAAUCAAGGACAAAGCCAAGGUGGAUGGGGACAGGGAAACAAAGGCGGACAAAGUGGUAAUCAAGGUUUUGGCCAGGGUGGUUGGGGAGGACAGGGGCAAAACCAACAAGGAUUUGGCGGACAAGGAGGUAAUCGAGGUCAGGGUGGAUGGGGAGGACAAGGUCAAAACCAACAAGGAUUCGGCGGACAAGGAGGUAAUCAAGGCCAGGGUGGUUGGGGAGGACAAGGUCAAAACCAACAAGGAUUCGGCGGACAAGGAGGUAAUCAAGGUCAGGGUGGUUGGGGAGGACAAGGUCAAAACCAAGGAGGAUUUGGAAGCCAAGGUGGACAGACAGAUGAAUUCGAUGAAUAGAUAAGAAAUAAAUCUAUCUAGGUAUAAGAAUUACUGAAUUGUGAUGAUGUGAUUAAAAAAAUCGUCAAUAACUGAUAUCGAAACAAGGAAUGAAAUAAAGGAGAUUAUGUUAAGUGA
This is a messenger RNA of Bicyclus anynana (squinting bush brown), 761 nucleotides long. RefSeq names its product spidroin-1-like. The coding region runs from base 93 to 644 and encodes 183 amino acids. Lineage: Eukaryota; Metazoa; Arthropoda; Insecta; Lepidoptera; Nymphalidae. The record is from RefSeq and is a predicted model, not a curated record. The transcript has 4 exons.